Klebsormidium nitens is the source of this 852-nucleotide messenger RNA. NCBI's taxonomy places the organism in Eukaryota, Viridiplantae, Streptophyta, Klebsormidiophyceae, Klebsormidiales, Klebsormidiaceae. The record is from the annotation of a GenBank genome assembly.
AUGAGCGAUCACGAGCGCUCGCUUCUGAGAGAGAGGCUUGGGCAAGACGAGGAGGGGGGCGAGCUGCAUCCGCUUCCGUCAGGGCAUCGCUUCCGGGCCGAGCAGGACGCCCUGGCGUGCUACAGCCUUCCUGGUUGGGAGCAGAAGCGGGGCUUGCCGCACUAUAGCAGCUUCGAGCACCUGGACGGCCGGAGCAGAAGCUCGGAAGAGUUCAAAUGCGCCACCGGAAAGUCAAUGACGGAGUGGGACGCCGAUAACGUACUUGGGCUGAUCAAGGGCGCCGGAAAGCUCUCACGGAAGAAGGGAAACGCGAGCAAGCGGCCGAAUAGGAGUCGGGGGGUCUUUGUGUUUUGUUGCCCCCACAGAGUGAUAUACGGGUUCCACACGAUGCUGCGCGGGGAGAGCCCCAGGGACGCGUUCGUCGUGCUCUACACGCGGAUGAAACGCGAGGAUUUGCCCCAGUACCUCGUGUACAACAACGCAUGUGCGCUGCGCAACUACUGCCUGCGACGAGCACCGGCCCACUUUGCCAACGUUAGAUUUAUUGUCGACAGGUUCCACUACGCGAAGGCUGGAUCCGAAGUGCACAAGUGCGGCCCCUCGAAUUGCCCGGAGAGUUACGCAGCCCUUCACUGGGUCAAUACGUCGGCCGUGGAGUCAGUCAACAGCUUCCUAAAGGGGUUUAGGAGUUUGGGGUGGUAUUCAGGGCUUGAGAGCUUCAUGGUGAUCUUGCCUCUGCUGCUCGGCGGCUACAAUAGCUCUUUGAGACGAGUCGACGACGCGAAGCUUAGCAUCGCGGUUGCGGCGGCCUUGUGGACAAUUGAAAUGCGCGCCGUAUUAUUGCAAGGAUAG